Messenger RNA from Pogoniulus pusillus (Red-fronted tinkerbird), 1097 nucleotides. RefSeq names its product transmembrane protein 40 (gene TMEM40). Bases 144 to 1010 code for a protein of 288 amino acids. NCBI's taxonomy places the organism in Eukaryota, Metazoa, Chordata, Aves, Piciformes, Lybiidae. The transcript is spliced from 14 exons. The record is from RefSeq and is a predicted model, not a curated record.
UUCAGUGUAAUACUGUGCAGAACUUGCAUGUAUCGAGAUGGAAAAGGAAGGCUCAGAGGAGAGCACUACUGAUCUUACUACAGAGCUUUCCAGCAACCACAGAGAGGAGCACGCAGCAGGAGAAAUACAAAGCAGGCACAGCGAUGGAGAACUUCAAUGUCCUAUUCCCAGAUCUUGGUGAAGAACAGCAAGACAUUUUCCAGAGGGCUUUUGCUGCUGAUGCCAGUUACUUGGAGAAUCAAGAGAACAUGAACCAGUCCUUCUGGGAGCGCCUUGUGAAAGGGUUAGCCACCACUGAACCACCUAUCUUGAAUCCCGAAGAAAAGAGCAAUCUCCUCAACAGCUGUAGUGUCCUGCCUGGAGGCUGUGCAGCCUGCCUGAAAGCCAUAGAGAAGAAAGGAGUCAGGGCAAUGGCUGUUCUCUACCUCUUGCUGAAAACAACUGACCCAUCUGGAUACAGGCAGCUGCCCAGCUGCAAGGGAAAGGAUGAAAAACUGAAACUCCUGAAGAGAUUGGAAAGAAAUCUCAUACUUUCACAAAGGGAAGAAGAGGCUGAAGACUCAUCCCAUGAGUCCAUGGAUGAACAUACACAAGACAGUGAUGGGGAAGACUUAAGAAGACACAAGACUGAAGGCCAUUUACUUAGAGGCAUGCCAGCAGAGGUCGUUCCUUACAGUAGAGACUCAGAGAUUACCAGGAGAGAAGACUCAGCUGCAGAUGCCUACAAGACCCCCCAGCUCCAGCAGUGGGCACUGCGAUGGAUGGGCAUACGGAAGGACGAUGAGUUCUUCCAUUUUGUCAUUCUUUGCUUUGCAACUGGAACUUUACUUAUUUGCUAUUACUACUACAAAGAUUGGACUAUUUCUCUUGGAAUUGGUUUAGUAACCUUUGCUUCUCUGGAAACCACUGGGAUAUACUUUGGCCUAGUGUAUCGAAUCCGGAGCGUGUUUGACAGCUUCCUUCCUUUGAUUGACAAAUUCAGGCCAAAAGGUUUGUGGAAAGCUGCCUAGGAGGAGCACCUCAGAAAGCACUGCGGUCCAAAUUUCUAGUAUUAAAAGAACUGAAAUGACAAUAAAAACUUAAUGGCUACUGUGAAA